AUGGACAUGUCGCAUGCUGAAAUAGCAAAACAGCUAAAACAUAAUUCAGCAGAGAUAAGAGAGUAUUUUGAGGAUCUAUAUGGAUGGCAAGAUGAUAUUAAAAAAAAAGAAAUCGAAGAUAAUAAAAAGAAGAAAAAUAAGUUAGAAAAUAAUAAUAUAAAAAAAUAUACUGAUAAUUAUAUCUUUGAAAAGAAAAUAGGCGACCACACAGAAGCUGAUGUUGCUCAUAAAACAAAAGAAUUAAAUAAAAAUUGCAAAUAUAAUACAAAAACUUUUAAUCAGAAGGAUGAAAAUUCCUUAAAUAGCCAAGAUGACAUAUUUGUAAAAAAAAAUAUAAUCAAAGAGACAAAUAAAGAUGAAGUGGUUGAGGAUUUAGAACAUAAUACUAAUAAUGAUUCUAUAUAUAAAUUAAAUAAAGAACAAAAUGAUUUCGAGGCAAAUGGAAUAGAGAUAAAUCAGAGAAAACUUUGUGAAAAUUGUGACAAUAAGAAUGAAAAGGGUGGUAUUGAUAAGGAACCAAAUGAAUGCAUAAAUAUGUACCAAAAUGGAGAAGGAAUAAAACUCGAAUUAAACUUAAAAACUGAAAAUAUCGAAAUCACAAAAGCUAGUAAUAAAGCGAUAGAUAUAUAUCUUUGCAAAAAUGAAGACGGUAAAAUAAAUUACAAAAAUGAGAAAUAUAGUAAAUGCUUAGAAAAUUAUAAUGAUAUAAUAAAUUAUAUAGAUUUUGAAUUAAAAAAAAACAAUAUUUUUAUAGAAAUAGAAAAAUAUUAUGAUAACGAAUUACAAAUAGAUGUUAUAUCAAAUAAUUAUUAUUUGAACGAUAAAAAGACAAAAGACUUAUUUAUACUCAGAACUAAAACACUUAUAAAUAGAUCAUUAAUUUAUCAACGAUUGUCAUGUUAUUAUGAAAGUAUAAAAGAUUGUACAUGUAUUAUUAUAUUUUUUAACAAAUUUUUACAUGAACAAAUAAGAAGUAAAAAAUAUUAUAUUCACGAUUUAAUUUCAAUAAAUGUUACCUAUAUUAUGUUUAAAGCAUAUUAUCUAAGAGGAAUAGCUAAAUAUAAACUAAAAAUUUAUAAGCAAGCUCUCAAAGAUUUUAAAUAUUCUAUUGAUUAUGUAAAACACGUUGAUUCUUGCAUGUUGGUAACUAUUAACAAAUAUAUUCAAUUGAUACAAAAUAAGAUAAAGGAAAGUAAUAUUAAAAAAUACGAACGAAUACAAUAUGAAUAUAUAUCUACACCUUUAGAUCAUUUUAAGUUAAAAAAAAAACUAGUUAAUAUUGAAGUUAUAUCAAAGGAUAUUACCAAAGAAGAUAUGAAUAACCAAAUUAAAGACACGGCACAAAAUUAUAAUUUUAGGGAAUUGGAAAAUACAAAUGAAAUAUAUCAUCAAACGAAUAAAACAGAGAUAAGUAAUGUAAGAAGUAUAGAAGAGGGUGAAGCGAAAAAAAAAAAGAACAUUGAUGGUGAAAGUGAAGAAAUUGAAGAAACCCAACCAUCACAAAGUGCGAUAAAGGUAAUUGAAGAGGAGGAUGGAAAUGGAAAAUCGCUGAUCAACAAAUAUUUAAGUAAUCCAAUAGAUCUAAAAAUAUCUCUUAAUGACGAAGUAAUUGAUUCAAAAAAAUGUCAUAACGAAUUUCUAUCAAAUAGUUCUAGUGAGAACAUAUCCAAAAAUUUAAAAAUUAAGAACAAAAUAAAUUUUGAAAUUUUAUGGAAUUCAGAUGAAGUAAAAAAUAGUUUUAAACAUCAAAUUAAUAUUUUAAAAAUGGCAUUUUUAGAAGAAAAUAUAUUUAAUUUUCAUUUAGAUAAGGAUAUAUAUGUAGACAUAUUGGAUUAUAUGCUCAAAAAUUUAUGUGCAAAUUUAUUGGGAGAAAAUGAAGGGGAAAUGAGAGAAACGCGAAUAGAUGACAUAAAAAAUUAUACACAUAAAAAUGAGCAAGCUAACAAAAGAAUGUUCAAAGAUAAAUCUGCGAACGACAAAAAUGGGGGCAUAUCACUUGGAAUAUAUCCAGAGUAUUAUGAAAAUUUAAUAAACAUACUUUAUAUGAUGACAAACAAUGGAAAUGAAAAUUACAUUUUUUUGUUUAUUGAUAAAAAAGAGAAAGAAUUUUUAAAAAAACUUUAUGAUAUUAUUCUCGAAUAUUCAAAUACUUUCAUUAAUAGUGAUAGUUGCAUAAAAGAAAAAAUAUUUAUAUUGAAAAAGUUGCUUUAA
Molecule: messenger RNA, 2211 nt
Organism: Plasmodium berghei ANKA
Lineage: Eukaryota; Apicomplexa; Aconoidasida; Haemosporida; Plasmodiidae
Product: conserved Plasmodium protein, unknown function
Exons: 1
Coding region: 1-2211 (736 amino acids)
Molecular function (GO): protein binding
Source: RefSeq, a predicted model, not a curated record